CGACGGCCACGACGUGCCACCCGUCCCUGGCCCUCCACCUGUCACUCCAACUAGUGCCCUUGAAACUAGUCAAGCGGACGCCUCCGAUUAGGAGUUGGAGACUGAUCGUCGAAACUCUGACGAGAGCAGCCCUGUGUCUAUGCCAGGGGUCGUUUCCCGUAUACACUACCAAAAAGGCGCCAAUUCAAGCACAGAUGAAGGAUCACUGGUACAGCUUCAAGAUACCAGGCCCGAUUCUCAUGCCAAACACGCCGGAUGUCGAAGACAUAGAAGAAACGCUGCUGUUGCCAAGAUUCGUCUGUCUGAACUGUUUGAACCGAGCCUACUUAGCUCAGAUGUUGUCCCAGGGAGUAUAGGCGCGAAUACGACAAGCAACGUUGAUGAGGUAAAAAACGGGCCAGCAAUCAAGCCACAAAACGGGUGGGAAGCCAACUUCGGAAUCACCGUUCCCGCAAGCUCGAGACAACCUACUCUCCCCUCUGCCUCGGGGCCGGCUGGGGACGGGGUUCGAAGGAGUUGGGGGUCAGCUGAGGAACCCGAGAACACGAAUUCUCGCGAGAGGAGGCUGAAGCUGAAGGUAUCGAGGGGUGCCCUUUCCAAAGCCCGGCGACAAACAGGUGGGACAUCGGGGGUAUCCUUCGACAGCCGUUUAAGCUCGGAAUUCGGCCGUGGCGAAACCAACCACGCAUCCCUGAAGAACGGCGAGGGGCUCGAGAAUGGCACGGCCACCACCACUCCUCCACUGGCAACUCCGUCCAGCCGACGCCGCGGAAAGAAUACCAAUAAGACCUCACGCACCACACAGAAGCCGGCUACGCCGGGUGAAAUCCCGACCUUGUUUCCCUCGCGCAGUCGUGUGAACGGGAAGGCCCUCCGCCGGUUGAAAAAGCGUUUCCCGGAGCUCGAGAGCCAGCUCGCCGAACUCCAGUUACAGAUACCAGAGCAGUCAACAGCAGCCGGCGUCUUUGAGGGUGGAAGAGUGGUGGAAGUUGCCGACGCAAAUCCCGUACGGAAACGCCGCGGUGGUCGUCUUAGGGGCCGGGUGAAAAUGUUGAUGAGCAGGGCGAGGGAAGCCAUUGCUCGUACCCGCGGCCGAUCGAGAGGUUAGAAGUUAUUACUGUGCCACGAACGUUCGUUUUACGCCGACAGGUCAAGUGUCACAUGGAUCCAGACGGUUGACCUGCGUUGGGGGGAUGAAUAUCGCUCGUUUUGUAGAUAUGGUUAGGUAGCUAAUACGAUGGGUAUAUUCUAG
Messenger RNA from Chaetomium fimeti, 1252 nucleotides. RefSeq lists its product as uncharacterized. Lineage: Eukaryota; Fungi; Ascomycota; Sordariomycetes; Sordariales; Chaetomiaceae. The coding region runs from base 140 to 1108 and encodes 322 amino acids. The record is from RefSeq and is a predicted model, not a curated record. The transcript has a single exon.